AUAUUAACUAAGAGACAGGAAAACAGGUUUACAGCAAGUCAAUCUGUUGCGAAAAGUACAUGUCAAGUAUGAAGGACCUUCUGUUAACUGUUCUGCUCCACUGUCUGACAUCAGGCACAUGUAGUGAAAGCAAUCCCAUUGAUCGAUACGGAAUAGAUGGAGAAUCUUUUCACCUGGAUGUUGGAGAAUACAACAACAUGACAUUCAAAAAGUUUCUGUGGCUUUAUGCUGAUAAGAAAAAUCUAGUGGAAUAUACUUCCGAAACUGAGCAUGUCGAAAAUUAUAACAAGCAAAACAAGUUUGAGUUUGACGAGAAGAAUUUCUCCUUGCUUAUUAAGAACCUGGAGAAGACAGACAGUGGGCUUUAUAGAGCAGAAACAGUUCAAGAUGAUGGAGACAGGAUUCGUGUUGUUACUUACAAGCUCAGUGUCCAAGCUCCUGUCUCCAAACCCGUCAUCACUAAUACUUCCGACCCUGAAGGAGAAUGCAACUCCACUCUGAAGUGCAAGGUGGAGAAUGGGACGGAACUCUCCAUUACAUGGCUAGGGAAUGGGAUUAAUAGCACCAUGACACAUGGGCGCUCCUCUGAACUUUGUCUGGAUAACAUCACUUGUAACAGCUGGCCGUUAACCUGCUACACAGAGAACAAAGUCAGCAAUUCUUCGGAAACCAUCGAGGCGCUGCAGUGUGAACGUCCAUCGAAUUCUGCUUUACAGUUAAAUUUCUGGCUGAUUCUAAGCAUCGGAAUCAUCGGAAUCAUCAUCCCAAUCAUCAUCAUCAUCAUCAGAAUUUUUUGGAUCAAGCACAGAAAUAAAAAGAAAGAGGAAUAUUUAGUCAGCACAACAGAUGCUUCAGUUGGGGUGAACAGACAGUCGAUAACAACAGAGUACGACGUUGUGAGGCCAGAACGGAUAAAUCAGCCCACAGACCUUCCCCCAGAAAUCACAACCAUCUACGCUACUGUUCGAAAAACAAGCAUCAAAAGCAUUUGUUAAACAACAAUGAAUGGGUGAAAAAUAAGAUAACAUGCGGUAGGUGAUAUAUGUUCAUAGUUUUAUCUUGUAUCGGAAACUGCUAGCAAAAAACACAGAAAGGGGAAAGUCCUUCAUUAAGUUUGGAAAAACGCCCCCGGUGGAAAUGAUGAUGUUAUUUUAAACCCAGUUGUUUAUUUAUAACUAUAUAGGUAAGUACACAAUGGUAUCAGAAAAGGGGUUAGGGUUAUAUGUGGCAGCAGUGUGGAGUAGUGGUUAGGGCUCUGGACUCUUGACCGGAGGGUUGUGGGUUCAAUCCCCAGUGGGGGACACUGCUGUUGUACCCUUGAGCAAGGUACUUUACCUAGAUUGCUCCAGUAAAAACCCAACUGUAAAAAUGGGUAAUUGUAUGUAAAAUAAUGUGAUAUCUGUAUAAUGUGAAAUAAUGUAUAAUGUGAUAUCUUGUAACAAUUGUAAGUCGCCCUGGAUAAGGGCGUCUGCUAAGAAAUAAAUAAUAAUAAUAAUAUAUAGUAACUCUGUAUAGUAAUGAUGUGUAAGCACACAUUAUUAUUUAUUUCUUAGCUGAUGCCCUAACCCAGAGAGACUUACAAGAUAUCACAUUAUUUUUACAUACAAUUACAUUUACAUUCAGUUACCCAUUUAUACAGUUGGGUUUUUUACUGGAGCAAUCUAGGUAAAGUACCUUGCUCAAAGGUACAGCAGCAGUGUCCCCCCCACCUGGGAUUGAACCCAAGACCCUCCGGUCAAGAGUCCAGAGCCCUAAUCACUACUCCACACUGCUGCCCGUGGAUUUACAAAGUAACUAAUAUGUAAUCGCACAGCAAUUAGAGAUGCAAUGGAAAUUCUAUCCGUUUUUUUUAAGACAUAUUUUUUUAAAAAUGAGACAUUCUUUACAUAGUUAUAAAUAAACUUUUAAAAUGUCAUCAACAUUUCCACUGCAGGCAUUUCUCAAAACAUCCUGGAGGACUUCCCCUUUCUGUGGGUGUGUUAUUUUUCUAGUGGUUUCCGAUACAAGAUAAAACUGUGUGGAGUGUAAGAUUUGGCAGUAUAUCACUUACUGCAAAAACUUGCUACCAAAAACACAUGUGUAAGUGUUUGGAUAAGAGUUUAAAGGCUUGACCGUGUUAGUCUGUAUCUUUUUGAUUAUUGCAAGUUUGGUUCCUCCAGUGAUGGAGGUGUUUCAUUUUUACACUCUGUAGAGGGCAAAGACGAUUUUUGGGGACGAUAGCAAACAGGGCAAUAGCUAAGUUUAUAUCUACAGAGUAGUGAAAAACAUACAUUGAACACCAAAAAAUCAUACCGUAGUACCACCUAUACAGAUGUAUACCCCUGUAACACAUCAUAGGAAGAAGUGUGGUUCAGUGGUUAAAGUCCAGGGCUUGUAACCAUAAGGUCACCGGUUCAAAUCCCAUCUCUGCCACUUUUCUGACUCACUGUGUGCGACACUGAGCAAGUCACUUCACCUCCUUGUGCUCCAUCCUGUGGAUGAGGUGUUAAAUCAAUGUCCUAUUGGAAGUGACUCUGCAUAUAAUGCACAGUUCACAGCCUACCUCUGUAGAGCGCUUUGUGAUGGUGAUCCACUAUGAAAGGCGCUAUAUAAAAAGAACGAUAUUGUUAUGUAUUGCUUUGAUCAAAAGUUUUGCAUCACCUAGAAUUUUAGGAUUGACACAUUUGAAAAACUACAUGAACAUAAUUUAGAUAUUUUAUUAUUAUAAUUUAACAGACGCCUUUAUCCAAGGCGACUUACAGAGACUAGGGUGUAUGAACUAUGCAUCAGCUGCAGAGUCACUUACAACUACUUCUCACCCGAAAGACGGAGCACAAGGAGGUGAAGUGACUUGCUCAGGGUCACACAAUGAGUCAGUGGCUGAGGUGGGAUUUGAACCGGGGACCUUCUGGUUACAAGCCCUUGGCUUUAACCACUGGACCACAUAGCCUCCUUUUUCAGGUAAACUUCAGCAAUCUGUUGCUGUUACUGUAAGCUAAGUGACAUACAAGCAAAAUGCAUUUAGUAUAAUCGCUUCCUGUUGUAUAAGCUAGGCGAUAAUGGAAUGAGUGAUAUUCAAUAAACGGGAUAGUUUGAUACGCUGUCAUCAGCAGUAGCAAUUUCUCAGCAGGACCCGUCUACUUGAGUAAUAUUCUGUGUUUCUGUGUUUCCUGGUGUAUUUAUUCAUUCUUCUGCUGAAUAAUUUAAUGUUACGUUUUCUAAUAAAUGUAUUUUUUUUUACUGUA
Acipenser ruthenus (sterlet) is the source of this 3224-nucleotide messenger RNA. Its product is annotated as HEPACAM family member 2-like. The transcript is spliced from 6 exons. NCBI's taxonomy places the organism in Eukaryota, Metazoa, Chordata, Actinopteri, Acipenseriformes, Acipenseridae. Bases 60 to 995 code for a protein of 311 amino acids. The record is from RefSeq and is a predicted model, not a curated record.